Porites evermanni is the source of this 7386-nucleotide messenger RNA. Lineage: Eukaryota; Metazoa; Cnidaria; Anthozoa; Scleractinia; Poritidae. The record is from the annotation of a GenBank genome assembly.
AUGAAGACAGGAGUAGAAAACCCCUGCCUUGAAGUCCAGAUGGAAUCCAUACCACUAAAUGACGCAGGACAAACAAGCCUUGAGUAUCAAGGACCCGCUACCAUGAAUAAUCCCUUGUCACCAAUAGAUCCUGCACAUUCAGACAAAUUUCUUAAACUUCGGCGAAUGAUGUGCAUUGUUACUGCUGUGGCUUUCAUUUCUCUCCUGACUUCUGCUGCAACUCUCAUCUUAGCUUUGAGAGUGAAAAAUUCUCAGAAUGUUUCGACUUCCCCUACGAUUGUAAAGCACGAGGUAAGCGAAUCGGCACCAUUUUUAGAUUCGUGAAUUCCUAGUCUUCCUCCUGUGAUGUAUACUAUUACGAUGGGACGAAGUCGAGGGAAACACCAGGACUCGAGCGAAAACAAAACUAACUGGUUUCACGAGGGACCUGACAUUAAGUGUUUUGUUAUACUUCUAGACUUUCACUCCAACAGCAACAAAAGAAUAACCGGGGCGAAUCAAAACAGUCGACUCGGUACUUACAGCAACAGAAAGUUAAUUCUUAAAACCCGGCUGAAUAUGAUUUACAAAGUACUUUCCUUAUAUUAUCUGCAUCUUUUUCGUCCACAUGCGGCUGUUUCUCUUCUGGGAUAACUUUGAAACUCGUUGCUUCUUAGCUUGAGGCUUCUGUCACGCCCCUUUGCACCAUGCUUUGAUCACGUGCUGUAAUGUAUCCUGAGCGGGCUACAAACAGGAUACAUUUGAUUUCAGUCAAGACCAUGUGACCACACAAGAAUCAACCACUGGCAGUCCCUGUUUAGUUGAGAGAAAGUCUAGGAAUAUAACAAAAUUAAAGCAUAUGUUAUCUUAGUAAAUUACUUUGCUAAUUGUAGUAUUACGAGAAUUUUCUUAUGCUACUACGGCUAAAUUUAGGAAAGAUGCAACCGCUUUGGUACACAAAGAUAUUUCAGUAAUGGUGUGAGCAAAAGGAAUUUUGACACUUUGAAAUUUUCCAAACAGGAAAACAAAACUUGAUCGUCGGCCCGAUUUUCUCGAGUUUCAACCGAGGUCCUUUCUGCCCGUCCUUUGUCAAACUGAGACUAUUUCUAAGGCCUGGAAUAAACACCACAAGGUUUCAUGGGCUGCAGCAAAACAAUCCUACACAAGUUUUUUCCUAGUCAGUCCCCGGCCCCGGGGCUGGUGUAUUCGUCGUCAGGUAUAUCAUGUACUGCCCACCCCUUUUACCUAAGGACUGUCAAAAUGAAAAAACUAUGCAAUUCAAAGAAACAGCGCUCUUGAUUCCUUUUCAAUUUCCCGUGAAUUUACAGCUAGAAAAUUUCUGUCUGUGCGACAAGAACCAGUCAAGUACGAACUUGAAGUGAUUCUCAGAAUGCCGUGUUGGCCACGAACUAGCACAGAAUUUAAAUUUGGUCACACUGUACUUCCGAGAAAAUAGUGAAAUGACCCAUCACAAAAAUAUUGGAAUUAGAUGUAGAAAUAGACGUGAACAUAGUAAAAAAUAUAUAUAUAAUGGUAAACUUUCUCUGUUUAAAAUCUACUAAUUAAUGAAGGAUCUCAGUUUCCGAAAAUCUAAUGGCUGAUUUUUUUUUUUAUAAUCUAAAAACUUUCAAUUUUAAGGCGUUUUUUCACAUGCAAAUGAGGCAUACCUGAUCCAAAAUGCCAAAAGUAAAAAUCAUUUCCUGUUUUGCCACACUUGACCCUAGCCGAUUUCAGUUGCUCAUAUUUACCGGUAGAAGUCUUAUCAUGGCGGUCUUGUAACCUGCCACUUUUAGUAUCCACUGAGAUCAGUAAGAUUGUACGUAUCGUAAACAACAUCAUUUGUCCAUCCAUUUUAGGGACGAAAAAACUGGCAAAUCAACUCGAGGAGAUAAAGAUCCAAAACAAGAGAGGAUCGUUUCAAUUGUUGGUUUUCACAUGACGUCACUAAAAUUCAAACUACAAAACUAUCGAUCCCACUGAGAUUUUACUUUCAUGGUGUAUUAGAGCAGCUGAAAGCUAAUUUUCAAACAAAUUUUCGCUUCAAAAGGGUUCUUGCUUUUGAAAUAGAGUACGCUUGAAUUUCUAAGCUUUUGCGUGACGCAGCAUUUACAUGACGGCCGAGAAGGCUGUCUUUUAGGUUAAAAAAGUGACUUCUUUCGAGGAAUUUUGCUAUCUAUUUAUUUAUUUAUUUAUUUUAUUUUAUUUGCCACACAAUAAUCACAAAAAAUAAGGAAAAGAAGGAAAAAAGAAGUGGCGAGGAGACCUAACAGAAACUAUAGGAGCUUAUGAGAGGUUAGGCCUCCUCGAACUAUGAACUAAACAGUUCUUAACAGUUCAAGUAUUAGAAAAAGUAUUACUUUAAUGUUUAUGAGUUCUUCUAGGAGUAAAUUCACGCUUUUGUAGCAAAACUCGGUAACAGAUGUUUCUGUUGGUUUCCGUCCGCCAUGUUGGAGCUCAUCCGGAUGAGCUCCAGCAUNUUCAAGUAUUAGAAAAAGUAUUACUUUAAUGUUUAUGAGUUCUUCUAGGAGUAAAUUCACGCUUUUGUAGCAAAACUCGGUAACAGAUGUUUCUGUUGGUUUCCGUCCGCCAUGUUGGAGCUCAUCCGGAUGAGCUCCAGCAUGGCAUCUCCAUACAAAGCUCUAUAAAUUUGGGUAAAACAUUUCCUCGGACAUCUUGUAUACGAAUUAUUCCUUCGACCCAAAUCUUGGCGCGGGUCUUUGUAUAUUUACCUUUUUUCAUUUCCCAGAUUCUGGACUUUAUCUGUCGAAUGGUUUUGAUUUUUAUUUUGAUCUACUUUGAAUGGCGUGACACUGAAAACCAGCAAUAAGCUAAGAUAAGGUGCAUAUGUUUGGCUAGAGUUUUAAAGUUUCCGUCAAAAAUCGUUGGGUUAAACACAACAUUACUAGAUGUAUUACCGCGGGUCACCAAAGCCUACAAAAUGAUAUUUGCUAGCAGCUGAACAGUAGGAAAAAGAUAGUCUAUAUUUACAGGAAUAUAAGUAUAUGUGAUGUUCUACUCUUCAACCCGCUUUACCAAGGCACAGACCAGAGAGAAUGAUUGGCACGAAAGGUUCCUGUGCGAGGUGCGGCCCCCACCCAGGCCAAUCCCACAGCACAUCAAAGUUAAACAAGUGUAAAUCAGUAACCAAAAGGUUAAACGGACGAAAACUCUUUUUUUGUUGUUUUAGAAGCAGCAGUGGAACGAAUAAGCAUUUUUUCCGAUAAAGAAUAGGUACAUAAUUGCAAGGGAAUGGGCUCCUGAUAAUUGUUCGUAGUCAUAGAGGGAUGAAAUUAAGCCUCGUAGGUGGAUAGCUAAGGAUAGUUUAGGGAUAGUCGCUUUAGGGAUAGUCUAUGACGUCACCCAUUGUUUUAACCCAGAGAAAACACGAAAGAAACUACUACAGGGAAACUACUCUCCACUAGACUAUCCUCUGCAUUUGACGCGGUGAUCUAGACGCAUGGUUGACAACAAACAAAUAGCAAACUUCAGCUUUCAAGUUCUCAGCCCCAAAUGUUAACCUUUUUUGUCGACUUAAAAAGAAUUUCAAUUAGUAGACAACAUUAAAAAAUUGUCAAUAUCAAACUUAGCUUUCCCAGCGCACUCGCCACAGGUAACAAUGCCCUUUGUUAUAUUCCUAGACUUUCACUCAACUAAACAGGGACAGCCAUUGGCUGAUUCUUGGUCACGUGGCCUUGACUAAAAUCAAAUGUAUCCCGAUCGUGAUACAUCAAGCAAUGUACCCUGCUCGGGAUACAUUACAGCACGUGAUCAGAGCAUGGUAGAAAGUGGCGUGACAAAAGGUGGGAAAAACACUGCCAGUUUUCUUUUUUGUGAAUGAACACAACAACACAAACACAAAGCCUCAAGCUAAAAAGCAACGAUUUUCAAAGUUAUCCCAGAAGAGAAACAGCAGCUAGUGGAGGAAGAUGCAGAUAAUAUAAGGAAAGUACUUUUUAAAUCAUUCAUUCAGUGGUUUGGAGAAUUAAAUUUAUGUUCUUAUAAGUACCGAGUCGUACUGUUUUGAUUCGCUCCUAUUAAGCGUAUUCUUUUGUUGCUGUUGAAGUACGUUGAAGUGAAAGUCUAGAAAUAUAACAAAACACUUAAUGACAUUAAGUGUAUAAAAGUUUUUCUGUUAUAAGGAGAUCGAAGCAAAGAUAAACCGAGGGACUUUUACUAAAGCAGGGUAACAAUUUCGAUGAACUUAAGUUGCAUGAACUAAAGUUAAAUUCAAUUUCCUCUGUUACAAGCAUACGCUCGAGACCAAAUUACAAGACCUCGAGAAGAUGUUGAACUCUACACGACUGGUUGCAGAAGAAGCGUCUUGGAAACAUUUGACGGCGCUGUGGUCCGCAGAGAAUAAUACAAAGAAAGAAAUUGACAAGGUGUGGACUGCGAUGGACGAAACAGGAAAACAGCUUGACGAGAAACUAGUGAAAAUACGACACAACCUUACUGGACAGGUAAUUGAACCUUUGUAAAGUUACGACUCAUAACGUCCCGCUGCGUCAGCACAAGCAAUUUUUUUCAUCGGCGGAUCAAUGGCUAAAGUUAUGGUUUAUUAGGUAAAACUUGGCAAAUCUUUAUUCUGUACCAGUCCUUCUGUCAUAGUAAAGAGAAUGGCACUAAAUCAAACUUCGGCAAUAAAAAGUAAUUUUGAUCACGUGAUUUGUCGUGUGACCAAAAGGUAGAAGAAUACUUCAAGAUUUUCAUUCAGGGAAAAAUUUUACUCUGCUGCUCUACUUGAGAUGAGCUAAAGAAUAAUGUUAUCGAUAAAUUAAAUUUUUCGUACAUAUACUAUUUUGGAAUACACCAGUUAAUAACGAACAUUCAGAUAAUCCAGCUGUGUAGUGUGCUUCAUCACAUGAAGCAGUAUAGGAGGGUCUCAAUGGGGUGGUGGAUUUUACGGUUAUCGGCUAAAAUUUUGGCUCUUUUACGGCUAUCGGUUAAUUUUUUUCAGUUACGGUUAACGAAAAAGUUAAAAAUUAACUUAUUUUGUUUCAAAAAGUUAAAUAUUAAUUAACCUGUAUUUUUUUGAAUAAGAGUCUUCGGAUCAUCUCGGGAUGAAAUAAGCUAUUCUUUUGAACAAUUUUAACAUUUGGUAGAUUAUACUUUUUAUAAAGUAUACCACUUCUAAUAUUAUUUUACACUUAGAAAUGUCAAUAGUCAAUUUAAAAAUGAUCUUUAUGAAAAAGCAAAAGCACACACACGAACGCCCAACUCAAGGCCGGGGCGCGACAUUCAUUAUAACAGAAAUGGCCGUUUUCACACUAGAGAAGGAUUAUUCGUGUGAGACGGGUUAUCCGUUUGAUGAUUCGCGUCAGAUAGGUAAUACGCCUUAAUUUGAAAAUGUUUUAAUUUUGAAUGAACAAUCCGCCUGACUUUUGAAGACGGGAUUAUCCGUUCCAGAUGGCCUGUGUACAGCCACCCCCUCCCCUCAGAAAAAAUCGGAGAUGGGGUGUCUGUGGGGAGGACGCGACUACACAGGCUAGUCUCAGACGGAUGAUCCAUUUCUAGCUCUAGUGUGAAAACGGCCAAUAACAAAAUUCCCGUGUCCAGUGUUUUUCAUGAUAGCGAAGGACUGUACGGAACGACUGUCUGCCGUUGCCUUGUCCGUAGGCCGCAUUAGUCUGCGCGACUAAUGCGUUUCGGGUCACGUGGUCCCGAGAUUGCGUGGGAAGACGCCGUACAGGGACUAGGCAUGGUAAUGUCUACCGCAGCGUCAGAGAAAAACAGGGAAAUGUUGUUUAUCGGCAACGUGUUUUACAAACAGUGACAUCUCUGCGUGUUGUUUCACACGCACGACCUCCGGAAAGAAGCCACACUUUCGCUAUGGAAAAAAUUAGUUCCCCGAUAGAGCGCCGGAUGGAGCCUAGGUCUUGGUUAAGGCGCUUCGCCUAACGUGUGUACGGAGUUACACUGGCCGGGAAAUAAGAAACCGAACCAUAAGUGAGUUUAGUACCUUCCCUAAAAGUAGCAAAUCUAGCGAACACUUUCUGUUACGGUUAACUCUUUUUUACCCUAUUUACGGCUAACGGUUAAAAGUUUUCAAUUUUUACGGCUAUCGGCUAAAUUUUUGGCCGUUUUACGCCUAUCGAUUAACCCCAUUGAGACCCUGGUAUAGGCUAUGAACUGGAUACGCAAAACUUAAAUUGAUCAUAAUAUGCACGGAAGAAUUGUCCAGCAAGAUACUUUAGGUAUAUAUGCAUGCUUUUCAAACUUCCCAAGUCCUUCAGUAUAUGCUCCCCACAUGUAAAUGAUGACUUUUUAAAAAUACAAAUGAACUUUGACAUACAGUGUAGCGAAUAAAAUGCAUUCGGCGUAAUUAUAAAAUUUUUUAUAGUACGAUCUCCUCACAGCGCGCAGUAUCUCACUCACAUACUAAGGAAAAACAUGGAUACAACUUGUGAUUAUUGCAUGAUAACUAGCUUGAGCGAAUGCAGUAACACUUCGCUUGCUGUUCUCAGAUUAACAACGUAGGCAAAAUAGCCGGACCCGUUGGACCUCUGGGAUUCAAUGGAAGUCAAGGACCCGCGGGAGCCGCGGGACCUCCGGGGCCCAAAGAAGCUGGAAACUUCAGCACGUGUCGGUAUAAAGUAAAGACAGAAGCUGGUGGAGGAGAUAAAUUGGCCAGUGUGGACGAGCACACUGUAAGUCACUACAAGUGUAAGGUGUAAUACUUGUUUUCUUACUCUGUCAGGCAGCCCCGUUCAAUUGCACCUUUGACUUAAAGAGGCUACAGUAUGUCACGACGAUAUUCCUCGUAUUUUAUGUGUCGAAGUCAUCACUUAAGACUUAAACAAAUUUCACCAGGGGGCACUAACCAUAAUACUUUUUUGUUAUUUUUGCAUGCGACAGGGAACAGUUUCAAUACCUAAAUAAAAUCUUAAAUAGCAAAACUGGAAAAUUUUUUUUUUGGAAUUCAAUUGAUGCGUAAAAGGUUCUGGCUUUUUUAAAUAGAUAGCAAAUAGAGCGAUACAGCCUCUUCAAGCUUGCACAAGGCUAAUUUAAAUAGUUUGCAUGCUUCUUAUCGAGUUCGAGGACAGAAGAUGAUUAUUGUUCUUAUUAAUUUUUAUUCUUUCGUUUUACAUUUGGUGAAAAAGUACAACUCCUUAUUUUUUUCUCCCUUAUAUUUUAAAAGUUGCCUUCACUAGAAAAAGAUGCGAGAGCGUCACACAGCUAAGGAGAAGCACAAAAAACUAACCCUCUAUAUUGUUUUGUUUCUCUUUCCAGGGCCAUAUUAUAAUAGCAGCAACCUGCUCUACAAACUACGCCGAAGAUAUUGAGUUUAGAUCCGCCAUUGUGGUCCAACCAAAACGGCGAUAUAUAUGCGACUGCAGGGGUGUCAAGAAUAGUGGGAAAAACCCUAAGAAAUGUUCCCUUCACUACUGGAUAUGCUUAAAAAUGUAA